This is a messenger RNA of Solea senegalensis (Senegalese sole), 2614 nucleotides long. It is a transcript of the gene alox12, whose product is annotated as arachidonate 12-lipoxygenase. Gene Ontology annotation, molecular function: iron ion binding; arachidonate 12(S)-lipoxygenase activity; arachidonate 15-lipoxygenase activity. Bases 160 to 2169 code for a protein of 669 amino acids. Gene Ontology annotation, biological process: linoleic acid metabolic process; lipid oxidation. The record is from RefSeq and is a predicted model, not a curated record. NCBI's taxonomy places the organism in Eukaryota, Metazoa, Chordata, Actinopteri, Pleuronectiformes, Soleidae. The transcript is spliced from 15 exons.
GAGUGUGAGGAAGACAGUGUGUAGUGUAGAGAGAGGGGGAGUAAGAAACACACUUGGUGAACUGUGCAGACACACAAGCAGAAAUCUGUGAGGACUUGAAACAGCCUGAGGAGAUCAAGAGGAGCAGAGGAGGCACAAACGGAUACUCGGCUGUAAAAGAUGGAGGUCUACACUGUUACAGUAGCAACUGGUGUGUCUGAGUACUCUGGUACCAACAACUACAUCUUUGUGACUCUGGUGGGAGAGAAAGGGGAGAGUGAGCGCACUCUGCUGGACAACCCUGGACUGGACUUCUGUCGUGGAGCCGUGGACCAGUACAAGGUGGCCGCUUCGUCCCCUGUAGGCUCAUUGCUACUGGUCAGACUGGAGAAAGAAAGGUACUGGGUGGAAGACAACUGGUUCUGUUGCUAUGUCACAGUGGAGACUCCAGGUGGAGACAAACUGACUUUCCCCUGUUACCGAUGGUUUGUAGGAGAUGUCAAAGUGGAGAUAAGAGAGGGAAAAGCUAAGACACUGAAGGACGACUCCUUACCACAGCUACUUUCACACAGGAAGACAGAGCUACAGCAGAGACGGAACAUUUACCGAUGGAUAACUUGGGCUCCAGGGAUCCCCAGAUGUGUUGACGCUAAAACAGAAGCAGAUUUACCACAAGACGCACGCUUUGAAAAUGAAAAGAGGAGUGACUUUGAACAUUCCUUGCAAUAUGCAUUGCUGGAGUUGUCCCUGAAGAAGUUUGUCAUUACCUUUGGAAAGUCCUGGACUGACCUGGACGAUUUUAAACGGAUCUUCUGGAAGCUCAAAAGUCCAUUAGCUGAGUACUGUAUGGAGCACUGGAAGGAGGACUGGUUCUUUGGCUACCAGUGUUUGAAUGGCUCCAACCCAAGGAUGAUCCAGAAGUGCAAUAAGCUGCCAGAGAACUUCCCUGUGACAUCAGACAUGGUGCAGAGCUCCAUGCCUCCCAGGACCAACCUGGACAAAGAACUCAAGAAGGGUAACAUCUUCUUGUUAGACUACGCCAUCAUGGAUGGGAUUCCCAGCAACAUCAUCAAGGGUAAACCUCAGUACAUCGCUGCUCCUCUCUGUCUACUCUACCAACAUCCAGAUAAAGGACUCAUACCUAUUGCUAUACAGCUGGAGCAGACUCCGGGCCUGAACACGCCAAUAUUCCUACCCAGAGACCCGUCCCUCAGCUGGCUGUUGGCUAAGAUGUGGGUGCGUCACGCUGAGUUUCAGGUGUUCCAGUUGCUGUCUCACCUGCUCAGGACUCACCUGGUGGUGGAGGUGUUUUGUUUGACUACUCUGAGACAGCUUCCCGCUGUACACCCUAUAUAUAAGCUCCUGGCCCCUCAUCAGCGCUACACCCUUGAGAUCAAUACUAGGGGGCGCACUCAGCUCAUCUCCGCUGAUGGCAUCUUCAAACAGGUUGUGUCCACAGGUGGUGACGGCUUGUUGAUUCUGGCUCAGAGAGAGUACAAGGUGCUGACCUACCGCUCCCUUCAGCCCUGCCAUGACUUUAGUGACAGAGGAGUGUCCCAGCUUCCAAACUAUUUCUACAGAGAUUACAGUCUGAUGCUGUGGGAUGCCAUACACAGUUUUGUCUCGGGUAUGGUUAACCUCUACUACCAGUCAGAUAAGGAGGUGGAGCAGGACCUGGAGCUCCAAGCCUGGUUUAGAGAGCUGUCACAGGAAGGCUUCACUGAGCUCCCCAGCUUUGGUUUGCCCAGUCAUCUCAGUAGCAGAGAGGUGCUGUCUACUAUGCUGGCAGUGGCCAUCUUCACCAGCUCAGUCCAGCAUGCUGCCACAAACAAUGGACAGUUUGAUUGGUGUGCGUGGGUCCCCAACACGCCCUGCACCAUGAGACAUCCGCCGCCAACAGACAAGGAUGCUGUUACCAUGGAGAUGAUCAUGGAGACACUUCCUGAUGUCAGACAGUCCUGUUUGCAGAUGGCUAUCUCGUGGCACCUGGGGCGUGUACAACCAGAUGCUAUUCCUUUGGGCCAAUACAAGGAGGAGCACUUUACUGAGGCACCGGCCCUGGAGCUGAUCGACAGCUUCAGAGCAGAGCUUGUGAAAAUUGAACAGCAAAUCCUCAGUGAGAAUGAAGGAGUGGAACUGCCGUACCUCUUCCUCCUGCCCAGCCGUAUAGAAAACAGCAUCACUAUUUAGAGGAACCCACGGGCUGCAACAUUCAGGAGCUGAUGUUACUUUGACAGUCUUUAAUGUAAAGACAAGAUAAACAAAUGUGAUACCAAGUGGUGAAGUGAGAAAGAUGAAAGUUUGAUUUUGAUGGAUGCUGAUUUUUUUAAAGAAAAAAGUUGUCAAAUAACAAGAAUAAGGUCAUAAUAUAAUUUCAUACUGAAGUCAUCUGUUUCGUGAUGGAGGUUUGUUGCUCUUUGUUCAAACAGAUUAGCUAUGUGCACAGCUUAUUCUCCUAUUGCGUCUUGUUUGGUGUUGUUUAUUAGAUUGGAUGACUGAAGUCUGAAGAAACAAGACACACAACAGCCUGGCACCUCCUCCUCAUGCUGGUCACCAGCAUUGGCUGAUUAUUUCCUUACUCUUUGUGCUAAGUUUAUAUAUACAUAUCAGAUGUAAAAUAAAUAUAUCAAAAAUA